Bursaphelenchus okinawaensis is the source of this 4345-nucleotide messenger RNA. The record is from the annotation of a GenBank genome assembly. Lineage: Eukaryota; Metazoa; Nematoda; Chromadorea; Rhabditida; Aphelenchoididae.
AUGACCAAAAAGAGGUCGACUCUACGAGUCGUCUUCCUGCUGGUCGUUUAUGCCUUCCUCGGCUCGAAGGCCUUCAACAUCGAUACGAAACAGCCGCUCAUUCAUCGAGGCCAACCCAACACUGGGUUCGGGUAUUCCAUCGACUUUUACAAGAGUGGCAACACUGUUGAGUACGGUUUUUUGCUUUUUUUAUAAGGCUGAUCUAAAACGUCGCUACAACUUUUUUGUGGAGGAGGGGGGGGAGGGGGGUAUGAAAGCAAAAAAAUUUUUUUGGCCCGCAGGGUAGAGCCAAAUAAUGACUUGUAAGUGAUCAGCUUAAAGCCAUAUCAGGCCAAAAUCAUCAAAGCUGCGCGAACUAACAUAUCUUAUUUAAGGCUAUUAGCCGGAGCCCCAUUUGGCCGAACAAACCAAAGGGACAUCACUCGGGCUGGUACUGUUUACAAAUGUGAAACGACCAGCAACCGAUGUGCUGAAAUUGUGUUUGACAGAACUGGUAAGGCAUUCUUUUUAUUUUUGGCAUUUUUCUAUUUGACUGAAGGCAUUAUCAUUGAUUUCAAGCUAUAUUAUCAUAGAUUUUGCUGAGUUAAUGUACAUCUUUUAGCUUUUUCUACUAAAAAACGGUCGAAAAGUCCAGUUCACUCUAAAAAAACUGUAAAAUUUUUCAAAAAAUGAAAUCUUUCUUCAUUUUCAGGCAAUGAACGCCGCCUAAACGGCAGCCGUCUGUUGCCAAUCGAAGACAAGUCCUACCAAAUGUUCGGAGCCACCGUGAUUGCCAGUAAGAACAGCGAUGGUGUUCUGGCCUGUGCUCCACAUUACAAAUACUUCUUUUCGCGAUUCGAAGUAGUCGAACCGGUCGGAACUUGCUUCUACGCUACAGAAAACUUCAACAAGAUCACCGAGUUCGCGCCGUGCCGUCAGGAGCCCGCCCGUCACGGUCGUCAUCGUUUUGGUUAUGGUAUGUGCGGAUUUUCGGCCGCCAUUCCUAACAACGGCGACAAACGGCUUUAUAUCUCGGCUCCUGGUGUUUGGUACUGGCAAGGUGCUGUGUUCAGUCAAAGUAUCAGUAAUGUGACUGAUCGUCCUGAAACUCCAGCUGGACCGGCCGAAACUGACAAUUCAUAUAUGGGUAUGUCAAAUCUUACAUCUUUUCGACUUUAAAAUAGAUUUUUAAAAAGUUUUCGUAGUUUAAAAUUUGUCAGAAAUUAAGUUUCACAAAUAUUAGGAAGGUCGUAUUUUACAAAAAUCCUUUUCAGGCUACGCCUCAGCAGCCGCCGACUUCACUGGUGACGGUGUGGACGAAGUUGUUGUAGGUGCUCCACGUGCCAACUCGCUUAUCGGUAAGGUUACCAUCCUCGACGAGAAACUUAACGUCAUUCUCAACCUCACGGACCCACAUGGUCAACGUGGUCAAUACUACGGAGCCUCGGUCAUUACCACCGACUUGAACAACGACGGCAAGGCCGAUCUGAUAGUUGGAUCUCCAUUUUAUACGGAUUACACCACCGUUCUUGACGCCAAAACCCAAGAACAUAAGCCUCAAUAUGACAUUGGUAAAGUGUAUGUCUACAUUCAAGCUGGUGCCAGAGCCUUCAAGGACCCAAUCCAACUGAAAGGUCAUGAACAAUGGGGACGAUUUGGACACGCUUUGGCUGCAGCUGGCGAUUUGAACGGCGAUGGCUUCAACGACUUCAUCGUUGGUGCUCCAUACGAUGGUGAGAACCGCCAAGGAGCCAUCUAUGUCUACCAUGGUAGUGAAGAAGGUGUUAGGAAGGAGCACACUCAACGUAUUCAUGCCCGUGACAUUGCUGGCGAUCUCCGUACUUUCGGUUUCUCGCUUACUGCCGGCCGUGAUAUCGACAGAAACGACUACCCUGAUAUUGCUGUAGGUUCUAUGGACAGUGCCAAGGCUGUGAUCUUGAAGACGAAGCCAGUUAUUCAAAUCACUGGGUUCGUCAAGACCACCAGAAAGACGAUCAACUUGGAUGACAAGACUUGUGUUACCGAAUUCGGCCGUCUUCCUUGUGAAAAAGUCAAAUUCUGUUUGAAGUUCGCUGGCAAAACUCAACAUAACAAUGUUGAUGUUAAGGUUCAAGUCAAUCUCGACUCCAAGAACAAACAAUCUCCCCGCGCCUUCUUCGCUCGCCGUGAUCUUGACAAGAAACGUGGUGUUUCAAUUGACAAAUCGGCCGUUUCUCGCGAACAACCGGACAUUAUCACGCAAAACAUUGUCCUCAACAAGAACCGUGAAGUCUGUGAAACCUACGAUGUCUACGUUCCUGAAACCAUCCGUGACAAAAUCAGCCCCAUCUUGAUUAAUGUCAACUACACCUAUCAAGAGAAGCGCGCUCAGCCCGGUCAGUUGGAGCCAGCUGUUGACACCACAUUGCCUCAGGCGUUUGUCACUGAACUGACAAUCGAAAAAGAUUGUGGAGAUGACAAUGUUUGUGUCCCUGAUCUUCAAGUUCGUGCCAAGACCAACAAGGAGAAGUUCACCAUUGGUACCGAAGACAAGACUGUUACCUUGAAUGUUACUGUUGAUAACAAAGGAGAAGACUCGUAUUUGACUCAGUUCAAGAUUGAAGUGCCAGCCGGCUUCGAAUACGGUGGUGUUGAGAGCUACGACAACAAACACAAGGUUGCGUGUAGUCCCACUGACGAAACAAAGGUCGAGAAGGACGAGAAUGCUCCACAAGAAUUCGUAUGUGAAGUCGGAAACCCACUCCCAGCUAACGAACGUGCUGAUUUUGGCGUCAAAUUGACUGGUGAAAGUGUAGAUGCCAGCAAAGAGUUCGUUGAGGUUAAGAUGAGUGUCAACAGCACCAACGCUGAAGAAGAAGGCAGCACUGGAGACAAUGAUCUGACUGUCAGAAUCCCAAUUGAAGUCAAGGCUCAGUUGUCUUUGAUCGGCCGUUCCAACCCAGAACAAGUAGACUACUCAAUUAGAAACCGCACCCUGGCAGAAGCCGCUACUUUUGACUUUGAAGUAGGACCAGUUGUUUCUCAUCUGUUCCAAGUUAUCAACCGCGGCCCAAGCGUCAUCAACGGAGCGAAACUGGACAUCUUCUGGCCUAGCUUCUCAGACAAAGGCAAGACCUUGUUGUACUUGAUUGACAUGCCAUUCGUCAGUGACCCAUUGAAAGCUCGAUGCCAAGUAAAACAAGGUGCCAAUGUCAACCCAGCUGGACUUGCCAUUUCCAACCAACACGUUCCAACUCAGUCCAGUCUUCCUGAUGAAGCUGAAGAAGCGGAUAAGACUGAUGCUGAUGGUCAAUAUUAUGCCGAUGAUGGUGAAGAGGACUUUGAAGACGAUCGUGUUCCAUAUGAACAUGAAGAUGAGCCAGAGUAUAACAAGGAUGAUGAAUAUGAGACAGAAAACUACAGGAAAAAGAGAGCGGCCAGAAGAAAGAAGGAUGGCAAUGCCAACCGUCGCCAGCCUGACGCUUUGAAGAGAAAGUUGAGAGAGCAGAAGCACCAGAUGAGAGAAGCCGUACAACAAGCUAAACAAGUUGGUAAAGCCACUGAAUACCGUGGUCCUUUGAUUCCUAAUCAUCUGGUAAGUAAAAGACAUCAAAAUUUGUGGUUUUGAACAAAUUUUAAGCCCGUCUUAUAUUAUUGUAGAUCAAUUUUCCUAAUAUUUUGCCUAAAAAUCGAAACAAUCAAAAUUUAAAUCUUACCAUUUCAGAACUGUGCCAGUUUGAACUGUACCCAAAUUUCCUGCGACAUUGGAGAGCUGGGUGCUGAUGAAUAUGUUCUUGUUGAAGUAUUCUCUCGUCUAUGGCUCAACUCACUGAUCGAUGCCGAUUCUCAUGAAGCAGAAGUUUCUUCGCUAGCUUUUGCUCAAAUCACUUCAUUGCCAUAUGCUCCAAAGUACCAACCACCUCCACAAGUUAUCGCCGUCACCACCAAUGUCAAUCCAAUCGACCCCGAGUCGAUCGGAUGGGGAUUACCAUGGUGGUUGUGGUUGUUGGCCAUCUUGAUCGGUCUACUUUUGUUGUUGUUGAUCAUCUACUGCUGCUGGAGGGUAGGUUUUUGAUAAGUGGUCGGAAAGUUAAGAAAAAUCGUGCUUUAACAAUUUUUGUUACCUAAAAUGAAAAAAAAACGAAAAACUUACAUUUUAGUUAUUUUUGUUACCUAAAACUUUAAAGAACUCUCCAAAAACAUAACUUACAAUAACGAUUGUUACCUAAGCUUUAAAAGGAUCGCAAUAAUAAGCUGUCUCAUUCACACUAUUACCUAAAAACCAAGGAAAAACGUUAAAACCUUUUUUCAGUGCGGAUUCUUCAAGCGCAACCGUCCUCAAUAUGAGAAGGCCGAGUUCAACCGUGAAAACUAUGAAGACUACUAG